This is a messenger RNA of Octopus bimaculoides (California two-spot octopus), 1549 nucleotides long. RefSeq lists its product as uncharacterized. Lineage: Eukaryota; Metazoa; Mollusca; Cephalopoda; Octopoda; Octopodidae. Gene Ontology annotation, cellular component: nucleus. The record is from RefSeq and is a predicted model, not a curated record. Gene Ontology annotation, biological process: regulation of transcription by RNA polymerase II. Gene Ontology annotation, molecular function: DNA-binding transcription factor activity, RNA polymerase II-specific; RNA polymerase II cis-regulatory region sequence-specific DNA binding.
UACGAGUCGAGGGUUCCAGUUGAUCCGAUCAACUGGAACAGCCUGCUCGUGAAAUUAACGUGCAAGUGGCUGAGCACUCCACAGACACGUGUACCCUUAACGUAGUUCUCGGGGAUAUUCAGCGUGACACAGUGUGACAAGGCUGACCCUUUGAAUUACAGAAACAGGAAGUAAGAGUGAGAGAAAGUUGUGGUGACAGAAUACAGCAGGGUUCGCCACCAUCCACUUCCGGAGCCUCGUAGAGCUUUAGGUGAUUUCGCUCAAUAAACACUCACAACGCCCGGUCUGGGAAUCGAAACCGCGAGUCCGCUGCCCUAACCACUGGUCCAUUGCGCCUCCACAAGUAUAAAAUAUGUCUUUUAGAACAAGGCUGUUGCUGACAAUAAUGAAGAUUCAUUUAUCAUAGUUAGAUAUUAUCCACAGUAACCAUGGUGAUUUGCAUCGAAAUAUUAUUUCUUUUACCGCCUUAUCUUAACAUUUUGGUUUUAUUUACUAGAGACCGAUGGCUUCACAUUCUCACAUGACAUAACUUACUUCCGUUUCCGCUAGAAUCUGUUUGACACGGGCGAAUAACAAUAACGUGCUUCUGCUGUUUUCACGGACAUUUGGUGAGUAAAUAUAUUUUCACACUAAAUCACAGAUUAACGGAUGACUUUGGCAUGAAACAACUUUUUUAAGUUUGGAUACAUCUGGAAUAUUUACCAUCUUUUUCAAGACCAAAGGAAAAUGUUUUAAAGAACAGAUAUAAACUGCUAUUAAUCUAGGGUUGAAUUACUGUGAAAUAUUUUCCCUAAGCUGAGAUUCAUAGCAACAUUUCUCCCUCUUAUCACAUGGUGCUUUUGCAUUCUAAUUAAACUUGAAUAUAUUUACAAAGCAGUUUGCACAAUUUUGGAUAUCCAUAACUUAAUAGCAGUAGAAAUAUUUCUAAAUAUUUCAAUGGUUGGAUAUAUGUUUAUCCAUUAGAGAAAUGUCAAAAGCAUUAGGAAAAUUACAAUAUCGUUGUGAAAUUUGCGGUAAAUCAUGCUCUAACAAUAGUAUCUUAGUUGAACACAUUCGUGUUCAUACAGGUGAGAAGCCAUUUCACUGUGAUACCUGUGGUAAAUCAUUCUCUCAAAACGGUACCUUCAGUAAACACAUACGUAUUCAUACAGGAGAGAAACCAUAUCACUGUGAUAUCUGUGGUAAAUCGUUCUCGCAAAGCUAUCACUUAACUAAACACAAACGUAUUCAUACAGGAAAGAAGCCAUUUCACUGUGACACCUGUGGUAAAUCAUUCUCUCUAAAAUGUAACUUAAUUAAACACAAAUAUAUUCAUACAGGUGAGAAGCCAUUUCACUGUGAUACCUGUGGAAAAUCAUUCUCUGAAAAGAAUUCCUUAAGUAGACACAUACGUAUUCAUACAGGAGAGAAACCAUAUCACUGUGAUAUCUGUGGUAAAUCGUUCUCUGGAAAAGGUAGCUUAAUUACACACAAAUAUAUUCAUACAGGUGAGAAGCCAUUUCACUGUGACACCUGUGGUAAAUCAUUCUCUGCAAAACGUCAACUUUGA